Molecule: messenger RNA, 756 nt
Organism: Cladophialophora psammophila CBS 110553
Lineage: Eukaryota; Fungi; Ascomycota; Eurotiomycetes; Chaetothyriales; Herpotrichiellaceae
Exons: 1
Coding region: 1-756 (251 amino acids)
Source: RefSeq, a predicted model, not a curated record
AUGUCGUUGAACCGGGAUGUUUUGGUUUUCGACCCUUCCGGAGAUGUUUUCUUGUUGCUCGAGAGGGACGAUGAUCAGUCUAACCGUGAAGGAAUUUUCAUUCCCGCAGACAGCAAUACUACAGCUCCUCCCGAUGAAGUUCCUGAAAACGACGCAAACUCUAUCGUAUUGCACGCUGAUGCGGACGAGAAAUUAUUGAAUAACAAACUCGCAAGCUGCUCAACAGAAAAAAUCACUCGAGAAAUUGAGAUGCAAGUGUCGUCAAAACAUCUUUCACUUGCCUCCAAGGUUUUCGGCGAUAUGUUUCAUGACAAGUCCUUGGAGGGAGUCGCCUCGAAGAGCCGAGAACUAGUAACAAUUCCUCUCAUGAAGGACGACUUCCAUUCACUAGAGAUUCUACUUAAUAUUGUACAUGGGUUUACCAGAAGAGUUCCUCGACAAGUGGAGAGAUGCGUCCUCUUGCAGGCUGUUGUGUUGAUCGACAAGUAUGAGUUUCAUGAAGUAGCUGAAGUUUUCACGGACAUGUGGUUUGAAUCUCUUCGACCAAAAAUUCCUCAAACUCUUCGCCAAGAUUUGGCUUGUUGGGUCUACAUUUGCUGGGAGCUGGGAAAAUCAGAAGAGUUCAGUAAAGUGACCGAAAUCGCGAUCCUGGAGACCAACUACGCACUCGAAGAUCAGGGCGCGCUAGUUCCUUUCUGGAUUGUCGGUAAGUCCGCCCCGUGUGGGAUUUUGCGAACACGUUCUGAAGUCUUGUAG